ACGCGGCAGUACCACGUACAACGUCCUUCGGACCGAAGAUAUAUCAAGGGACAAUCACCUCCGGGCUGUGGGGAUAAAACCCAGUCCUCUCUUCCCCAGAAAUCACCUUCCCACCUUUCCCCUGGCUGGAGGGGCAGUACCAUCUUCUUCUUCUUCUGCACCACCACCACAACCCACUGGCCAAUAGGACACUGUCGUCAGAAAGAUGACUCUCCUCGCCCUCGUUGAAGAUCGGCCGACGCCGAAGGCCGUGUACAACUGGCGAGUUUAUGCGUGUGCGGCCAUCGCCUCGUUCGCGUCGUGCAUGAUCGGCUACGACUCUGCAUUCAUCGGGACGACGCUGGCCCUGCCUUCCUUCACCAAGGAGUUCGACUUCGCGUCCUACAGCCCUGAGGCGCUCGCCCUGCUCCAGGCCAACAUCGUUUCGGUCUACCAGGCCGGCGCCUUCUUCGGCAGCCUGUUCGCAUACUGCACCAGCUACUUUCUCGGCCGCAAGAAGUCCCUUCUCAUCUUCGUCGUCGUCUUCAUCGUCGGCGCCUCCAUCAUGCUGGCCGCGAAUGCCGAGAGGGGGAUGGGCCCCAUCAUCGGCGGCCGCGUCCUGGCCGGCAUCGGCGUCGGCGGGGCGUCCAACAUGGUGCCCAUUUACAUCUCGGAGCUGUCCCCUCCCGCCAUCCGUGGUCGGCUAGUUGGCAUCUACGAGCUGGGGUGGCAGAUCGGUGGUCUUGUCGGCUUCUGGAUCAACUACGGUGUAAACACGACCAUGCCCGAGACCAAGUCGCAGUGGCUUAUCCCCUUCGCCGUCCAGCUCAUCCCCGCCGGUUUGCUGCUCUUCGGCUCCCUAUGGAUCAGGGAGUCACCCCGAUGGCUCUUCUCCAAGGGCAAGCGGGAGCUGGCUAUGAAAAACCUCUGCUGGAUGCGGAACCUCCGGGCCGACGAUAUCUACAUUGUCGAAGAGGUCUCGCAGAUCGACAAUGAUCUGGAGCGAUACCGGAGGGAUGUCGGCGCCGGGUUCUGGAAGCCAUUCCUCUCCCUCAAGCAGCCCAAGAUCCAGUGGCGAUUCUUCCUCGGAGGCAUGCUCUUCCUCUGGCAGAACGGCUCCGGCAUCAACGCCAUCAAUUACUACAGCCCAACCGUCUUCAAGAGCAUCGGAAUCACCGGGACCAACACGGGCUUCCUCACGACCGGCAUCUUCGGCGUUGUGAAGACCAUCGUCACCGUCGUCUGGCUGCUCUACCUCGUGGACCGCGUUGGCCGACGCCGGAUGCUGUUCAUCGGCGCCAUCGGCGGUUCCCUCUGCAUGUGGUUCAUCGGCGCGUACAUCAAGCUGGCCAAUCCCGAGGGGAAAUCAGGGUCCGAGGGGAAAUUAGACUCUGGCGGUAUCGCCGCCAUCUUCUUCUUCUACCUCUGGACGGCCUUCUACACGCCUUCGUGGAACGGCACGCCCUGGGUCGUCAACUCGGAGAUGUUCGACCAAAACACGCGGUCGCUGGGCCAGGCGUCGGCCGCGGCCAACAACUGGUUCUGGAACUUCAUCAUCUCCCGCUUCACGCCCCAGAUGUUCCUGAAGAUGUCGUACGGCGUCUACUUCUUCUUCGCGUCGCUCAUGAUCCUCUCCGUCGUCUUCGUCUACGCCUUCAUCCCCGAGACCAAGUCCGUCCCGCUCGAGGCCAUGGACCGCCUCUUCGCCACCAAGCCCCUGCGCAAGGCGAACAAGAUCGUCAUGGACCAGCUGCGCCUCGAGGACGAGGAGUUCCGCCAGAACGCCGCGGGCGCGCACCUCGAGGCCGACGAGAAGGCCAACGUCGCCCAGCUUGAGGGGACUGCGACCCCCUGAGAGACGCUUUGCAGGCUCCACGGAAUAAUAGCACUAGGUGGAUGUGCCCUAUGGAUCGGCUAUGGAUGUUGGAAGGGUGCUUUAUAUGUUCCAAUUAAGAUAUUUAAUUAGGUAUCCAAGUGCAAUGGUUUACAUAUCAUUUCAAGC
Molecule: messenger RNA, 1981 nt
Organism: Phialemonium atrogriseum
Lineage: Eukaryota; Fungi; Ascomycota; Sordariomycetes; Cephalothecales; Cephalothecaceae
Product: general substrate transporter
Exons: 1
Coding region: 206-1834 (542 amino acids)
Biological process (GO): carbohydrate transport; transmembrane transport
Cellular component (GO): membrane
Molecular function (GO): carbohydrate:proton symporter activity
Source: RefSeq, a predicted model, not a curated record